CAUUAUGGAUCUGAAGGUAUAGGAAUUUCGUAGCUUCUUGUAAACAAAAAGAAAAAACCAUAAUACAUGGCCACCUGGACACAAAAUGAGCCGACAGGUGUCACCAAGCGCAGGCGUUGGAAUCUGGAAGAUCGCGCCUCCUUGAACAAGCUUAAGAAUCAUAUUGCCGAGGAGGGAUGUCCGCAGAUGCAAUACGAUCUCGCCAAAGAGUUGCUUGACAACGCCAUAGAGCCCAAUCUUCCCAAAGGCAAUCAGAACCAGAAAGCCGUCAAUUGGCUGGUGAGUGCUGCACACAAUGGACACGAGGAUGCGGCAAAGUUACUUCGCAAGUGCUAUAACGAUGGCAGCGGCAUUACGGCAGAUAAUGCAGACGAAGUCCGCCGCUGCCUGGCAAUGACACCUGGCGAACGGGCGGCGAGAAAAGCAGCCCGAGAGCUCUUCGCUUGCUUGUCAAAUGGCAAUGAGCACAUUACACCGAAACAGUUAGAGCGAAAGAUGAGACGCAUCUACAAUCUGCAACGUAAACGUCGUCGACGUGACGACGACCGAUCAUCGUCAAGUAGCGAAGGAGAACAGGAGCAGGAAUGUGAGCCCCUAGAGGAUGUGCCUACAAUUGACGUUGCCAAUGUGGACCGACGCCGCCUUAUAACCGAGGCGCAUCUCGUUUCGGCUGCUUCCAACUAUAGUGCCGGACAGAUGCCAAGCGUUAAUGAAGCUCUCACCUUGUCCGUGCCAGAUCCGAGGAGCCUGGAUCAUGUGCCCUGCUUUUACCGAAUGAUAUUCCACCCGCUCAUCUUCUUUACUCUCUUCUACCACCGCCUGCUUAACCUGAUUGUGUCCAUACCCAACGUCAUUCCGCUGAGUGUUCGCUGUAGUGUGCUCGUGGCCCUAUCCUGGUGGAGUACGCGUCAUAUGCUGCCUCUGGUCAGUUAUUACCUCAGUUUAAGCGUGAUGAUCUGGGCCACGUGUAAAAUGCUUAAGACGAAACAGCAAUUCGUGGAUUUUCGCAUAUGGUCGGGUCUGUUUCUCAGCUAUGGGGAUCAAAACAUCGAGGCGGACAUUGCGGAACAGCGUUUUCUACGAAACAAUAUGAAACCAUACUUGUACUAUUUCUGUGCCUUCAUCUGCAACUUAAUCGUGUACCCGCUGGUAACCGACGCCUGGUUGCCGCACUCAGAGCUGACCAUUAUUUCUGGAACCUUCACUUUCCUCACCAUGGCCGUCUCGAUUUACGCCUCCUCACACCUCUUGCCUGACUGGCUAGUGAUCGUUUCCUUUGCCGUGAAUGUGCUUGCCAAGUAUCCGUACGAAAUGGACGAGGUUGUGUCCACCCGCUGGCGCUUUCUGGACCUACGAGUACCCACUUUCUCGUCCUUUGUCAUUGGCAAUGGGAUUGAGUUCUGCCUGAAUUGCCGCACAGCCUUGUAUCUGUUCAUUCCCCUGCUGUUGGUCAUGAUGGCAAAGCGCUCACAUUGGCAUGGAGUCUACACAUACCUCAUCCCGCAUUGUGUUACUCUCAGUUGGUUACAGGUAUGCAUCGCCACUUCUCAGAGUGCCACCAUGUUUGGAGUGAUGCGGGCAGCCCUCGGCUUGGCUGGAAUUGUAUUGUUCCUUCCUCUUUUUGGAAUCGUGGCUCUUCUUGUUCCUGUCUUUGUGGCUAUUGAUAGUUUGGGACUGGCUAGCGAGCAACUCCGCUGGGGCAGCACAGCACUCGCCUGCGGACUGGUGGUUGUGCUCUCCUGUGUCCUAGCUUUAAACCGAGCCACCCAAAAGUACAUUACUAUGCUACAACUUAUCAUGGCAGUUACAACAGCCUGCUUGUUGGUCUUUCCCUACAUGACGUCCAGUUUCAAGGAUACACCCCGCUUCAAUGCCAUGCCCAGAGUGGGCCUGAACUCACUUUCUGAGACGGAUACCCUGCCAUGGGAACGUUUCCAUGCACUUUGCGCCCAACCCGUCAACGAGCAACCAAAUAAGAUCAAGGCUCAGCUUCGUUGUGCCCAUCUGAAUGGAAUGCCAGUGACUUGGGAGGGCAGUGUUACUAAAGUAGAAAUCUCGCGGGUGUCCAACAUUUUGGAAGAUGUUAUUGCCAACUAUCUGCCAGUGUGGCUGGGUAGGCUGUUACGCUGUGUGCACGGCGAGAAUAUAUCCCAGCAUUUCAUUUGCGAUCCAAAGUUAGAUGCCCAAUGUGAGGAGUGGCAGACCGUUAUCAAGACGCUUAAGGCGCAGAGUGGUAGUUGCACACUGCAGCGGUGGAAUCGUUACGAGUAUGAGCUGCUAGUGAAAGUGGGCACUAAGAAAAGUGCCCGUCUGCUAGGCCGUUACUCUUCCACCAAUGUGAUCCUUCGAGCUCACCAUAACUUUGGAAAUUUCACCAGACUCCUGACCGAAGGUGAUGUUGUUCUUUUCUACGGAACAUUGCACAAUUCACGGCUCCUGGCCGACAGCGUGCAAGUGCAACUGAAGACCAUAGAAUGUGUUAACUGCCGUUCUCCAGAUCUGAGAGCAGCCAGUAUUGAACGGGUGGUAGCUGCUUCUCCCAUGGAUGCUCGACUCCAGGAUUUGAUGAGAGGCAUCAAAUACUUGUUGAACGCCUUAUUAAAUCCUUUAAUUACCUUUAAGUAAGGUAGUUUUUGUUAAGACCCCGAGGAACGAGAGUUUCUUGGAAUACGCUCACCAAUUUUUUGUUGGUCCCUAUAAAUUAAUAUUUAUUCAAAGUCCAUAAGGAUCUUCAUUAAUUUCAGCGUGGCAUUUAAAACAUGAACGCUUUGUUAAUUAUACUUUUAUAAAAACUAAUUUAAAUAACCAGAAAAAUAUAAGUUUCCAUUGGUUUUU
Molecule: messenger RNA, 2835 nt
Organism: Drosophila eugracilis
Lineage: Eukaryota; Metazoa; Arthropoda; Insecta; Diptera; Drosophilidae
Gene: wfs1
Product: wolframin
Exons: 4
Coding region: 67-2625 (852 amino acids)
Biological process (GO): calcium ion homeostasis; endoplasmic reticulum unfolded protein response
Cellular component (GO): endoplasmic reticulum membrane
Molecular function (GO): protein binding
Source: RefSeq, a predicted model, not a curated record